Cephus cinctus (wheat stem sawfly) is the source of this 2821-nucleotide messenger RNA. RefSeq names its product odorant receptor 49b. The record is from RefSeq and is a predicted model, not a curated record. Gene Ontology annotation, cellular component: plasma membrane. Gene Ontology annotation, molecular function: olfactory receptor activity; odorant binding. The transcript is spliced from 5 exons. Lineage: Eukaryota; Metazoa; Arthropoda; Insecta; Hymenoptera; Cephidae. The coding region runs from base 406 to 1647 and encodes 413 amino acids. Gene Ontology annotation, biological process: detection of chemical stimulus involved in sensory perception of smell; sensory perception of smell.
UUUUCACAGAACAAUAUCACAUCAUUUUAUUUGUCGUUUCAAAUGAAUCAACACACUUUCGUAUAUGCUCUUUACACUCUUGGGUGAUUCCCUUGAUUAAUAUUCUCUUUCUUACAUAUUUCUUCUUUAUUGGUUCCCAUGUGAACCAUGACUCACGUCGGUAGCUCGUGUCGUGAAAAAACAAAAAGUGCAAGGAACUGUCUUUUCCCUUAGACUGGAUUUAUGAUUCGGGAGGCGUUACCAUGAUGCAAAAAUUGUGGGAAAAUGACCUGCCGAUCGAAGAUGUGAAAUUGAUCAAAGCACGAUAUGUCAUGUAGCCACCUGGCAUUACUAUCAUUACAGUAAUCAUAGGAAUUCAAUACUCGCGAAGAGAAAAAUGUUAUCAGAGUGCCAUAAGCCACUAAAAUGUCGCACCAUUCAGACAUAGGUGUGUCUCUUAAGAUAACAAAAUACUCUAUGAAAUUAAUUGGAUUAUGGAAAGCUGAUAAUAGAACUGAAAAUUUUUUUAUGACUUUAAUUUUUUUUUAUACAAGUGGUAUGGUGGUAGUAGGUGUGAUUUAUUUAGUGACAGAUCUCUUUUAUGUUCUUGAUGACAUUUAUAAAGCUGUGAAUAUUAUUUGUCCAACGAUUGCUCUGAUUAAUAUAACUGGGAAAUUAAUAAUAUUUAUAAUUAAUCGGGACGAAGUGAUGAAUAUCCUUAAACGCAUAGAAAAUGCCAUUAAAAAUGAAAUAUACGGGGAAUACGAAAUAAACGCGGUCAAAGAUUGUGAACGUCAAUGCGUCGGGUUGGCAAUAACUUUUGGAAUUCUAACUCAAGGGGCAACUGCGAAUUACGUGAUUUUGCCAUUCGUGGAAAAUUUUACUGGAAAUGCAACUCGAAAGACUUUACCAGUCCCGAUGCAUUUUGGUAAUCUACCUUAUGACGAAUCACCGUAUUUCGAAAUGGGACUUUGUAUCGAGGCAUUGAUAAGCAUUAGCACUGGAGCGUGUUUGGUGUCGCUCAACAAUUUUUUGACGAUAACAAAUCUUCAUCUCGCAUGUCAAUUUAGAAUUUUACAUCACAAAUUAAAAUUGACUUGUAAAAGUGAUUUGGACACGAUGGGUUUCAAUGACUCACGUGACGCUUAUAGCAAGUUAAAAAAAUGUAUAAAAACUCACAAAAUGCUAAUCGACCACACUGGACAAGUAGAACACGUUUAUACAUACGUGAUACUUAUGCAAAUGUUAUCAUCUGAUAUACUGAUAUGCACAUCAGGUUUUCAAGUAUUUUUCUUUUCUGGAACGAUACUGAGAUUCAUAUUUAGAGCCUCUUUUUUCCUGACAACUAUCGGUGAAUUUUUUCUCUUCUCCUGGUCGUGUAAUGAAAUCAUUGUGGCGAGUGAGAAUGUUGGCGACGGCGGCUACGACACAACCUGGUACAGUCUUAUCGCAACUGAUCAUGGAAAAGCAUAUCGAAAUGGAUUGCAAUUAUUAAUUAUGCGAAGUCAUCAUCCGUGUUAUCUCACAGCUGGAAAAUUUUGUGUCAUAUCCUUGCAUUCCUUCUGCGCGGUAAAUACAUUUAAUACACGUCCAAAAGUCUUUAGACAAGGGGUGGAAUUUUUUAAAAAUUUCUACAUUUUUUCAAUUAGAACUUUAAUGCGUAUGUAAAAAUCAUGCUGUAGGAAAUGUAUGAAAUAUAUGUAGAGUCCAAAAAAAAUCGACUUCCCGUCUUCUAGACGUUAAUGUUGACUUUACGAUUUAUGUGCUGUCUGUAUACAUUAUUGCAAUUGAUCAUAAUAUCCAAUUCGCCAUUUAAGGUGAUGACAACAGCAACGUCAUACUUCACGCUGUUACGAAAUUUCGUUGACGAGGAUGAAUUUCGUAAUAAAUAAAAAAAAGGCCGCUUAUACUGAUUCGCGUACACUGCAGUAUUACAAUUAAGAUUCCUGUACAUACUGUAUGUUUGAAAUGUAUAUAAAGUGCCAGGAAUCCAUUUUAUUCACCUAACGAAUAUUUUCUCUCUAAAAAUAUCAAACCUUACGCGACCUAUGAGGAUCGCCAAGAAUCCACUGCAAUAAAACGUUCCUACUAUAAUCGCCGUUCGAUUGGUAAAAUGGUCUUGAAGUAUGAUUGCAGUCAAUUUGUAAAAUUAUGCGGUAAGUCGUUUGCUCUUUUUUUCUACUCGACGUCAAAUCAGAGCAGAUAUAAGUCGGUAAAAUUUUCGCGAAUUAUAAUGUAUAAUAGUAAAUCGUUGUCUAUGGUAUGAAGAUCGCGGACAGUGUAAAUGAAAUUUCUGUAGAUAAAAUAUUGUUAUUAAAUGUAUAAACUCGUGCGUAGGAGAAAUUGUAACUAUUUGGAAGUUUAAUUAUUAUUAUUAAUAUAAUUUGAUUUUAUUCGCGUUGCCCUUAAAAGUUUCUUUUUCUCACAGAAAACUUCACGUACACGUGUCUGCGUUUUGUUAAGUUAUAAAAAUAAGUGAUUUUAAUAAUUCAUUAACAAAACUUGAUUUUUCCACUUUUCACUUUUCCCUGGCUCAAUCCAUUAGACUGCUUUACGAUUUUGUUUCCUCUUCACUGGACUGUAUAUGAACCAUGACGUAUGCUGGUAACGUGUUUUAUGAAUCACGUACAAGGGACUCUCUUUUUCCCUAGAAUGCAUUUACGAUUCGGAAGGCGUCACCGGGAUGCAAAAUUUGUAGGAAAAUAACCUGCCGAUCGAAGACGUGAAACUGAUCAAAGCACGAUGCGCCCUGUAGUCGCCUAGCACUGCUAUCAUUAUAGUAAUCACUAUAAUUUGAUGGUCGCCAAGAGAAUAAUGUUGUGACAGUGACACAUGUGACUGA